AUGCAGGGCGUUACGCUGCCAGCAGAAUUCUUUUUGCUGCAGCACAGCAGAUUGGGUAGAUACACCGGCCGUUGCCUCAUCCUUACAGACCCUCCUCCUGCUGCUGUUGCUGCUGUUGGUGCUGCUGCUACUGAUGCUGCUGCUGCUGCUGCUGCUGCUCCUGCUGCUGCUGCUGCUGCUGCUGGAGAAGGCGCAUCGGGUGGCGACACUGCAGCAGCAGCAGCAGAAGGAACUGCACCAGCAGCAGCAACAACAACAGCAACAGCAACACCAACACCAACAGCAGCAGCAGCAGCAGCAGCAGCAGCAGCAGCAGCAGCAGAAGCAACAGAAGGAGGACAGUUUGUGUCUCGGUUGCUGCGGGUGCUGCCUGCGGGCGUCUUCAUAAAAGAAUGUGAUAAACAUGAAACACAAAGAGCAGUAGAAGACGAGAAGGAUGCGUUGCUGCUGCUGCAGCAGCUGCAGGAGUUCGCCGUUCCUAACCACCCAGCAUACCCAGACCUCUUCGGUUGCUCUUUCUUAUACGCCAGUCGAUCCGCCCUGUUUGUGUCGCAUGAAGACCUUGACUACCUUCCAGUUCUCCGCAAGUUUCAGGUGUUUACAUAUGGAUGGCAGCAGGAUGUGAAUGAAGAAGAGUUUAAGGGUUUGCUGCAGCAGCUAAAAAUAUUUCCUGCUGCAGUGCAGCAGCUGCAGCAGCAGCAAUGGAAAGAGAAGUCCUUUUUUUUACAGUUCGAUAGAAUGAGGGACCUUAAGCUCGUCAUGGAUUCAUCUUAUAUAGAGGGGAGCACAGUGAGUGUUAGUUUGUCUCUUUUGGGGGGGGUGCUGCGGGAGCCGCUGCAUCUGCCUGGUCUCUCUCUGCUUGUAGCUCACUGUACCUUCAGGGGAGAAAGGCUGCGGCACCAGCAGCAGCACCAGCACCAGCACCAGCAGCAGCAGCAGCAGCAGCAGCAGCAGCAGCAGCGGGAGCAUAGGGGGUUUGAUUCCUUUGCUUCGCUUGUUAAGGCCCUGGGGGGGUCACAGCCUCUACACCUGGCUGUUACGGAGGCUGAUACUUCGUUGGCGUUUCAGGUGCCGGCUGGGGGCCUCAGUGCUGCGCUGCGGGGGCUGGGGGAGGCCCUCUCUUCUCCUGUGUUUUGUGACAACGACAUAGAGGGGGCCCUGCUGGAGCUGAAGCAGCUGCAGCACGUGCUGCAGCAGAAGUGCGCAGCAGACUACCAGUGUAGACGCAACGCACUCCUCAAUGUGUGUCUGCAGCUGAACCCGCACCACCGCUUCAAUAGAGUGCACAGUUUGGGGCUGGAGCUGCUGCAUGCGCUGCGGGCCGCUCAGUGGCGCUCCCAGGACGUACGGGGCUGGCGGCGGCGUCAGAAGCAGUGGAAGCGGCAGCAGAAGGAGCGGCAGCGGCAGCAGUCUUCUCCUGCAGCAGCAGCAGCAGCAGCUGCUGCUGCUGCUGCUGGUGCCCCUUUCUUAACAUCGCUUCAGCUGGCGCGUGAGCCCCCGUCUCCCCGUCUGUCUGUCUCUCAUACAUCUCCUCAGCAGCAGCAAGACCAGCAGCAGCAGCAGCAGCAGCAGGAGCAGCAGCAGCAGCAGCAGCAGCAAGAGCAGCAGGAGGAGGAGGAUGAAGACAGUGGUGCAGCAGGAGCAAUAGGAGGGGGAGAGGGACGGCAUGAGCAGUCUCUGGGGGGUUUUGCUUCGCCUAGGUUUGUGUUUGUUGACGAGAUAGGGGCAGAUGUACUAGCAGCAGAUGUAGAUAUAGAGAGAGCUGCGUUUGUAUGGCGCUCCCACUUCUAUGCUGCGAACGGCCUCAAGCUUAGUGGCUGCCCCCAGCAGCAGCAGCAGCUGCAGCAGCUGCUGCUGCUGCUGCUGCUGCUGGAGCUGCUGCUGAAGACGCACAAAACGGAGAAGAAGGAGAUGCUCGAAAAACCAGCAGCGUCAGCAGCAGCAGCAGCAACAGCAGCAGCAGCAGCAGCAGCAGCAGCAGCAGCAAGAGAGACAGCCGGCAGCUGA
Messenger RNA from Eimeria mitis, 2007 nucleotides. RefSeq lists its product as uncharacterized. The record is from RefSeq and is a predicted model, not a curated record. NCBI's taxonomy places the organism in Eukaryota, Apicomplexa, Conoidasida, Eucoccidiorida, Eimeriidae. Bases 1 to 2007 code for a protein of 668 amino acids. The transcript has 8 exons.